GAAACUGCAUUUCCCACAAUGCAGUGCGACACGUGAGCGCGCCGGAGACAGGGAAAAAUGCUUUUUGAAUAAUUUAGUUGUUAUCACGCUCUUCUCCAACUUUCACAAACAUCUCAUUGCACAUCACAGAGCUAACCUUAACUGUUAACUAGUUAACAGCAGUUUAUCUCGCGUCACGUGACAGACUUCUUCUCAAAACAACGCAGCUAGCUUACUCCCUCACUGCAGACAGCUAGCCCGACGCACAGUCUAUGGAGGAAACAUGGAAAACAGGCACAAUAUUUGACUAGAGAUGGAAAAAAUGCAGGCGGCUGCGGUGGAGGCAGCGGAAGAGCUGCCCUCCAUGAUGUGGGGGCUGGACCCGAUGUUUUCUGCCUUCUCCAGGCUGUAUGUCAGUGACAUCCUGCACAUGACUGAGUCCAUCCAGGUUCCAGGUAUUUACUUCUAUAACUCGCAUCCAGUCUACAAAGUGGAUGUACUUGGGACAGUAGUUUACAGGAGAGAAAGAGACGACUUCUUCUGUUAUGGAGUGGAUGAUGGGACUGGUGUUAUAAACUGCAUGUGUUGGAAGAGCGACCUGUUAAAAGAAGAGCAGGAUCCUGGUAAAUCUGGGGGAAGGCAAAGUGAUGCAGUUCAGGAAGGCUUCAAUCCAGUCGCUGAGCUGAAGAAGCUGAGACAGGCCCAACAGAACCGCUGCUGCCUGGAGAUUGGAGAGCUGCUCCGAGUCAGAGGACCGGUCAAGACCUCAAGACAGCAGAGAGAAAUCAUGGCCUCCACCUUCUAUAAAGUGAAUGACCCAGUAAUGACAGCCCAGAUAACGUGGAUGAUGGAGGUUCCUCAGCUAUACAGACAGUUCUAUGACAAACCACUCCAGCUGCAACAUAAUGCUACGGGGGCCUCGACCAUCAGUCCACUCAACAAGGCAAAAAAUAUCAUUCUGGAUUUCUUUAAGCAGCAGCCGGUGAGCAGGUUCAGGCCCUAUGAUGUUCAGGACCUCCUGCAGCCCCUCAUCUCCUGCCAGCCUCAAACAACAUCUGCUGACCAGGAGCCUGUGGCAGGUCCGUCUGGCUACCAGCAGAUACGGCAGCUUCUGAAAGAAACCCUGGAAAUUUUGCAGAAAGAGGGCAUCAUAUACCGCAAGGUCAAGUCUCAGGAUGAACUCUAUCAUGUGACUGCACAGGAUAAAGAUCUACUUAUAGCUGUAAAAGACAUCAUCAGGGAAGACUCGAGGAGAGAGAAGUAUGCAGAGAAGGGCUGCCACAUCCUGCACAUCCUGUCAGCAGUCAGGCAGAGGUACAGCCUCAACAUGAACAAAGUGGCACUGGAGCUGGUCCUCAAAUCACUGGAGUCCAACAGUGACAUUGUCAGCACCAGUGAAAACCAUUACACUGCGUUUUAACACAAGAACAGUCCCUAUUAUGGACACAAUAUUUGUAACAUGGCUUAUUGCUCCACAAUGUGAGCGACCAAUAUGAGUAAACCAUAUGAUUUGUAUUUUUGUGUUCAUUAUUUGCCUUAGUAGGGCUCAACAUUUGGUCUAUUUCAUAUUACUGCUUUUAUUUGAUGUAAGUGUGCCAAGUUUUCAUGCAAAAUUAGGUAUACAUCAUUUGAUAGACAUGGAGAGUCUAUGAAAAUGAACUUCUGGGAAGUUAUAUACAUAUGUUAAUAAAUGUUAAUGGCCAAAAAAAACGCACUCUGGUUGUAUGCCUCUGCAAACCAGUGCAGUUCAAGUCUCCAUUUUUUCCGGAUUCUUAUAAGGUCACGUGACCUUUGACCACAAGAUAUACAGGGAUAUAGCUAAUUUGUUAUACGCAUAGGUGUAUAUACUUUAUAGGCUUCAUAUGUUUACAUUGAGACACACAGACAAACAUAAUUUAAUAUCACCCUGACAAAAUAGCAUAAUGUUUGACUGUUAAGAUUUUCAAUACUUAAUGUCCGAGAUUUGCUGUGUAGUAUUACGGUAAAUAAAAUGUUGUAUGUGUAACCUAAAGCACAUAACCGCUUGAUGUGUACUUUCAAGGGCAAAGCAGGGUUGACCUGAAAUACCAUUUUCUAUUAGAUUCUAUAGAAAAUAAAAAUCCUGUAUCUCAUAAUUAUGACUUACUAUCAUAAUUAUGAGAUAUACAAUUUCUUCAUCACAGUGGAUGAAAUGGGCUUCCAUAGAACACCCACUGUCCUUAGACAAAGAGAAAGUCCCCAAAUAAACCAAUUCAAAAACCUAUAAUAUUUCCCUGUUAUGUGAAAUGUGUGUCGUUUUGAAAGAUUGUUUCAGUUUUGCUUUGUAUUCAGUAACCAUGAGAGAAAAAAUUGGAAUAAAUGAUUGUGUUUGGAUUCCCUGUUCAA
Messenger RNA from Pleuronectes platessa (European plaice), 2343 nucleotides. RefSeq names its product STN1 subunit of CST complex (gene stn1). The record is from RefSeq and is a predicted model, not a curated record. The transcript has 9 exons. Gene Ontology annotation, biological process: telomere capping; double-strand break repair via homologous recombination; DNA replication. Lineage: Eukaryota; Metazoa; Chordata; Actinopteri; Pleuronectiformes; Pleuronectidae. Gene Ontology annotation, cellular component: DNA replication factor A complex; CST complex; site of double-strand break. Gene Ontology annotation, molecular function: single-stranded telomeric DNA binding. The coding region runs from base 293 to 1399 and encodes 368 amino acids.